UUGAUGAUCGGCACGAGUAUUAAAGCGAUUUGCACGAUGGUGAUUCACUGCGAGGAUUUGAAUUUUUAUUUUUUAUUUUUAAUAUUUUUAUUUAAUAUUUGAUUUUAUAUAAUUAAAAUAGAACAGUAUAUAUAUCUAAUCUAAUUUAUAUUUAUAAUAAUAUUAUUCACGGAAGAGCACCGGGAGACUUCGAGUCGGGUGGAGUGGACGGAACCACCAGAUCGGACCCGAUAAAAGUAAAUAAUAAUAAAAUAAUAAUAAUUAUUAAUUUAAUAACAAUAAUAAAAAGGAAAAAUAAAAUAGGAGGAGCAGUGGGGUAGAGUGCGCGUCGUCGUCUUCGUCCUCCUCCUCCGCUUGUUGUUGUGGGUGGUGUUGUUGGAGGAGCUCCGCCAUGGCCGAAGCUCUGGGCUCGUCGAGCGCGGAGCCGCGGAGAUGGAUCUCAACCGUCUCAACCUCGAGGAGUACCUCCCCACCUACUCCAUCCAAGACUCCCCCAAAAACCUCCACGUGAGGGACCUGUUCGACAUCUCCCCCACGCUCACCGAGGCCGCGGGCGCCAUCGUUGAUGAAAGAGAGAACAGAGAAGAAGGGAUUUCUGCACUCUCUCUUUCUCUUCUCCUUGUGCUUGUCCGAGCGUGGUGGAGGAGCUCAGGGGGAGUUCGGGUGUCUUCGACGUCGCGCCGCGGUGCCGUUCGAGCGUGUUUUCGUCGUCAUAGCGCUGCGGGGAGGCCGGACAAGGGUGCGAUUCCGCCGUUCUCGACGUCGCGCCGGAUUGGGUUUAGCUUUCGAGAGCCUGCUGUUCCGGCUGCUGCUUCUUCUGAGACAGAUCGUGGCAAGGGCGUCGCGAGUUAGAGCCUUACCAGACGAGCCAGAGCUAGUGGAGCAGCUACAUGUAGUUGUAGUUUUUGGUUCAUUACAUACUGACAUUAUAUCUCGCUGGAGCGAGAGUUUUGUACCACGAUACUGCGUAUGUACUGAUCCACGUUUUUAUCUAUACUAGUUCUUUUACCAGCUCUA
Molecule: messenger RNA, 1017 nt
Organism: Ananas comosus (pineapple)
Lineage: Eukaryota; Viridiplantae; Streptophyta; Magnoliopsida; Poales; Bromeliaceae
Exons: 4
Coding region: 433-852 (139 amino acids)
Source: RefSeq, a predicted model, not a curated record